AUAAAAAGGCGUACCAUCUUUGCUUUUUCUUUUCAUUUCCUCGCGCACUUUCCACGCAUUAAUACACCAAAAGAAAGGAAAAUCUGCAUACACAAUCUCACACAUCUCUCUCUACGAGCUCUAGUUUCUGUUUUGUUAAAUAUCAAAACUCAUUUCUUGAUCUUCCAAGAGCUCCUCAGUUCAAAAUGUCUCACUGGAAAUAAACCUUUUCUGUUUGCUGUUUUGUUGAAUUAUUGAAUACGCAUGCAAUCUUAUUUUGGUAUAACAUGUGAUGAGAUCUCACAGCACUAUUUUACUUGUUCUCUUCUUCUUCCUUUCUCUAGUCCUCCAAAGCCAUCAAAGAACCAUUGAUCAAUCUCACUCCAAUGAUCAACACGUCAAUGAUGUGGCGGUGACUUCGCCAGAAGGGACAAGAAGAGAGAAGUUCAGAGUUCGGCGGCCGAUGACCGUAUGGCGGAAGGGGAAGAGGCUCAAUAACAAUGAACAUGGAGUCCCAAGUGGUCCAAAUCCCAUCUCAAAUAGGUAGUAAUGUGUAAUAUGUUUAUUACAGAGCUUGUUGUAUGAAUAUUUGGCCUAGUAUUCUAGUGUAUCUCUUUGCUUAUGAGGUCGCACGUACAAAAGUCAUCGAAUGUUACCUGACUUUAAUUCAAAGUUUGAAACUUCCAA
Messenger RNA from Raphanus sativus (radish), 666 nucleotides. RefSeq names its product CLAVATA3/ESR (CLE)-related protein 42. Lineage: Eukaryota; Viridiplantae; Streptophyta; Magnoliopsida; Brassicales; Brassicaceae. The transcript has a single exon. The record is from RefSeq and is a predicted model, not a curated record. The coding region runs from base 272 to 526 and encodes 84 amino acids.